Erigeron canadensis is the source of this 1242-nucleotide messenger RNA. RefSeq names its product amino acid transporter AVT1I-like. Gene Ontology annotation, molecular function: amino acid transmembrane transporter activity. NCBI's taxonomy places the organism in Eukaryota, Viridiplantae, Streptophyta, Magnoliopsida, Asterales, Asteraceae. Bases 1 to 1242 code for a protein of 413 amino acids. Gene Ontology annotation, biological process: amino acid transmembrane transport. The record is from RefSeq and is a predicted model, not a curated record. The transcript has 3 exons. Gene Ontology annotation, cellular component: vacuolar membrane.
AUGGAGAGCCAAAACCAGCAGGUAUCAAUAUCACAGCAUCAACAACCAUCAACCACCAAAGGCACCACCUUCUUAAGAACUUGCUUCAAUGCUGUCAAUACUUUAUCGGGUGUGGGGAUACUGUCGGUCCCAUAUGCGCUUUCGAAAGGUGGUUGGUUAUGCCUACUAUUACUGUUAUCGAUCGCUCUGUUAUGUUUUUACACAGGUAUCCUUCUUCGUAGAUGCAUGGAUUCGGAUGCAAGAAUCAAGUCCUACCCGGAUAUUGGCCAACUGGCAUUUGGUAGAAAAGGCAGAGUAAUCAUCAUGAUGUUUAUGUACCUUGAGCUUUUCUUGGCCGCAGUUGAGUUUCUAAUCAUGGAAGGUAAUCUUUUAUCCAAGUUGUUUCCAAAGGAAGACAUUCACAUUUUUGGAAAGAAAAUUGGAGGCCAAAAAGGAUUUGUUUUGCUCACUGCUCUUAUGGUAUUUCCUACAACUUUGUUAAGAAAUUUGGGAGUUUUGGCAUAUGUUUCUGCUUUCGGGGUUGUUUCAUCUGUGGUUCUUGUGUUGGCUGUAUUCUGGGGUGGUGCUUUUGAUGGAAUUGGAUUCCAUGAAACAGGGCAACUCUGGAAUUGGAGUGGGUUGCCAACUUCUAUUAGUAUGUUUGCUUUUUGUUAUUGUGGUCAUACUGUUUUUCCAACUCUCUACAAUUCCAUGAAAAGGAAGUCCCAAUUCCCUUAUGUUCUAAUUGUUUGCUUUACUUUGAGCACAAUUAGCUAUGGAACGAUGGCGAUAAUUGGUUAUAUGAUGUUUGGGGAACACUUGACAUCACAAGUGACACUAAAUCUUCCAACAGAAAAGAUUACCUCACAAAUAGCAAUCUACACAACAUUGGUCAAUCCAAUAGCCAAAUAUGCAAUAAUCAUUGCGCCGAUUGUAACAUCUGUAGAAGAAACAUUAGCUUUUCUUGAAAGCAAGGUAACGAGUUGGGUCAUUCGAAUAUGUCUGGUGAUUGCCACUGUCGUCGUGGCAUUGGUGGUACCAUACUUUGGGUAUGUGAUGGCGUUUAUUGGUGCAUUCUUGGGUAUUUCUCUGUCGAUAUUGAUUCCAUGUUUGUGUUAUUGGAAGAUUUUAAUAGGAUUCAAGAGGUUUAGCCCUGAGUUGAUGAUGAUUCUGGUGAUCAUGUUGAUUGGAACUGUUGUUGCAAUUUUAGGUACUUACUCUGCUGUAGCAAACAUCAUAAUUAACGAGGUUCAUCAUAAUUAA